UGGGAUAGCCCAAAUCAACACCCACGGGUCAUCCAGGGGUCCGUGGUGCAUGUUUACACACGGGACAGUCACGGUGCGCUGUUUUGCGGAGGUAGCGGCUCUACCUGUGACACCUGUUACCUGCAAACGUCCAGGCACGCGGCGCAGCGGAGGCUUACGUUACAACGAUCGAAGUACCAUCGCAUCUGCAGCGUGUGAAGUACCGAUGUCGCGGUGGGACGAUGAGACGUUUGCCACCUGGCACCCGCGGGACGUCCGGCGUCUCAUCCGGACAGGGGAGCUGCGGGGAAGGUCGACGUCGGGAAUGUGUUCUGGGUACGCCCAGGCCAAUAUAACCAUUUUGCCUAAGUCCCUGGCUGACGACUUCGAGGCCUUUUGUUCGCUGAACCCGGGAGCCUUUCCACUGCUGUACCGGUCUGAACCUGGCGAGUUGACCGCUCCGCCGCUAGCGGAGGAAUCUGACAUCAGAACGGACGGUGUGUACAGUGUGUGUAAGAACGGCAGACUUCUCCCCGAGUCGGGCUCCCUGCUGCCCUACACGGACCAGCUGAAGGACAUGGUGACCUUCUACACCGGCUGCAGCUUCUCGUUCGAAGGGGCAUUUCUAGAGGCGGGUGUUCCCAUACGGAACGUGGAGCAAAGACGGGAUGUCGGCAUAUUUAGGACGAGUAUUCGCUGCCAGCCUUUCAGCUCAUUUGACUGUGAAGUUGUGGUGACCAUGAGGUACAUACCAGAGGACAAAUUAGAAACUGCCUUCCGGGUAACACACUGGACGCCCACUUCACACGGGGCGCCCAUCCACAUUGGAGACCCAGCCAUGAUAGGUAUAAGUGACGUAGAGAACGUUGACUGGGGUGAUGUUGUGAAGGCCACACCAGGAGACGUGCCUGUGUUCUGGCCAUGUGGAGUCACCAUGGAGCCGGCUGUCAUGUCCGCUGCUCCGUCUAUCGGUUUCUUCACGCAUGGCACAAAGGGCUGCCUGUUCCUCUGUGACAUCAAGACGACCUUUGUCAAGGACACAAACAUGGCCGACACCCCUAGCCUUGUGCAGAUAUCCCAGGAUCCUCUGUUUUACAGCGUGACAUCAGAAAAGGCCGUUAGCCGCGUCCGCGAGCUGGAGAGGAUUGUACUGCCGCCCAGGGAGGCACAGAAUGGGUGCUUGUCGGACACACACGACGAAGGCGCGUUGUUAAAGUCGUCCCUGUCUCUGUCCCAUGCGUCCUCAGUCGCCGUGGUGGUUGCAACAUACCCUGAACAAGAAUCCAUUCCACAAGAACGUUGUGAGCGGCUCCAGGGCGCUGUGGCCGUAACCGCCAUGUUGCAAGCGUUAGGGAAGGAAGUUACUGUGGUGACCGACGAGAACAGCACCAAACUGGUGGAUACAAUCGCGAGAGAACUCGUGCGUGUGGGAUAUUUGAAGAAAGCCUUCACCGUUCUACCCUACCCAAAAUGCGACAUUCCAAGUACUGAUAAGAGCACGGGAGAAAACGGUCCGACAAACCUCAAGUUCGACCAUCUGGUGAGGAUCGGAGAAUCUGCUCAGGAAGACCGGAGCUUGGACCAACUGUUUCCUGUCAAACUGCCGCGGAUCAAAACGACUGGUCUUAGUACCGAUGGUAGUGAUACGUGGAUCUCGACAGACUAUACCAUUAGGGCGGGGGUGUCCAGCUGGGGUGUGUGGGCCCUUUCCAUGGCGCUGUUCGUCCUGAAUGCCUGCCCAAUCCACGACCGCUACCUCAGGAGAAGCGUCGGCACGGCUAGGGAUAUGACGGACGCUGUAGCAGCAGCUAUCUCAUUGGAAAGGGAACAGCUGGCUCUGUCCGUGGUGCUGAAACAGACCAACAACAUGGAGAGGUCGGGCGAGCUGCAGUUCUCGGCUGAGCAGAAAGGGGUCAUUACUGCAAUGAGAAAUUUGGCUGUGCCAAACUAGCUCAACACUGACAUCCCACGAUAGCGCAGCAGUCCACGGACUGGAAGAUGUCAACUUCUAUUACAGGAAUGGUGGUGGAAGGUGAAGAGUAUAGGAAAGAAGUUGUCACAAGAAGCAAUACGAUACCACAAUUUGAACCUUGAACGGGGACAUCAGAGAUGUCAUUACGGGAGACAAUUUAGUACAGAGAGACGAAAAGAAAGAAAUAACGUUAUAUCCAUAUUAAGCAAACAAUAGAACCCACAAAUGUUGACCUAUUUUUGUAUGAUUUAGUGAAUGCAGGAGGCACAUAAAUGUAGGAUAAAGAAGACAUCUUGACUGUUGUCUUUCCGUGACCCUUUAUUGCCACAAUGUACUACCGCCACUGCUUACAAGAUACGUCAAUUUACAAUAUACAUGUAUUACCACAUGGAAUGUAAAGGGUUUUUAUACUAAGAAUCUAAGUUGUCUUUGGUGCUGACUGACUAUCACUUAAAACACAUCAUCUUGGUGUUGUAUUG
Messenger RNA from Branchiostoma belcheri (Belcher's lancelet), 2430 nucleotides. Its product is annotated as UPF0317 protein C14orf159 homolog, mitochondrial-like. The coding region runs from base 50 to 1930 and encodes 626 amino acids. Lineage: Eukaryota; Metazoa; Chordata; Leptocardii; Amphioxiformes; Branchiostomatidae. The record is from RefSeq and is a predicted model, not a curated record. Gene Ontology annotation, molecular function: D-glutamate cyclase activity. Gene Ontology annotation, biological process: glutamate metabolic process. The transcript is spliced from 11 exons.